Messenger RNA from Chanos chanos (milkfish), 929 nucleotides. RefSeq names its product dynein, light chain, LC8-type 2a (gene dynll2a). Gene Ontology annotation, cellular component: cytoplasmic dynein complex. Bases 306 to 758 code for a protein of 150 amino acids. NCBI's taxonomy places the organism in Eukaryota, Metazoa, Chordata, Actinopteri, Gonorynchiformes, Chanidae. The record is from RefSeq and is a predicted model, not a curated record. The transcript is spliced from 3 exons. Gene Ontology annotation, biological process: microtubule-based process. Gene Ontology annotation, molecular function: dynein intermediate chain binding.
UUUUUGUAUUUGAUCAAGGACAUAGUCUUACAUGUUAGCGUUGAGUAGCUGAAUCUCGAAGUCUUGGGGAUCUCUUAUGAGGAAAAGUAGAUUAUUUGACUAUGUGCAUGUUUUUUUUUUUUUUCUUUAGAAAGAAGUAAAAUGGGUUUUGAGUAGACAUGUUUCUGACUUUUUAUCUCCUUUUUUUGAUUUUUGCUGGCAUUUUAAGGUUUGGAAUGGAGGAGCGGCUCAGUGGAUGCCAAUCCUUGAGGCGGGAUCAUUGGAUCAUUUCAUAAUGAGGAUAGUAUAGGGAAGGCUGUGGAUGCAUGGAACGGGAUCAAUUUCCGUGGGAUUGGAGCCCCCAUCAGUUAUUUGAAAAUCAGUCAGAAGAUUUUUGGCCACUUCAGGCUAUUUUAACUCAAAAAGGAAGGAUCAAUCAAUCAGUCAAUCAAUCAAUCAGAGGCUGGAUCAAUAUCAUUGGAUGGAGUCAUCAGGAGCAGCCUGACGUCAUGACUGACAGGAAGGCUGUGAUCAAGAACGCUGACAUGUCUGAGGACAUGCAGCAGGACGCAGUGGAUUGUGCCACACAAGCCAUGGAGAAAUAUAACAUAGAGAAGGAUAUUGCUGCUUACAUCAAAAAGGAGUUUGACAAGAAGUAUAAUCCUACAUGGCAUUGCAUUGUGGGGAGGAACUUCGGCAGCUAUGUCACACAUGAGACCAAGCAUUUCAUCUACUUCUACUUGGGGCAGGUUGCCAUACUCCUGUUCAAGUCAGGCUGAGACCUUACAGGAGUUUCCAAUGUCUCUCCAAAAUGGACUGAUGCACUGGUGGCUGAUGUCAUAUCUACCCACACACUUAAUAUUGAACAAGAACAUACCAUGACAAUGCUGGCUGUGCACAAAUGCAUGGACCGUAUUCCAUACUACUUAUGUAUAUGUUGCGGUGAAACU